Bactrocera latifrons is the source of this 1165-nucleotide messenger RNA. RefSeq names its product probable H/ACA ribonucleoprotein complex subunit 1 (gene Gar1). The record is from RefSeq and is a predicted model, not a curated record. Gene Ontology annotation, cellular component: box H/ACA snoRNP complex. Gene Ontology annotation, biological process: snoRNA guided rRNA pseudouridine synthesis; ribosome biogenesis. NCBI's taxonomy places the organism in Eukaryota, Metazoa, Arthropoda, Insecta, Diptera, Tephritidae. The transcript is spliced from 2 exons. Gene Ontology annotation, molecular function: box H/ACA snoRNA binding. The coding region runs from base 443 to 1087 and encodes 214 amino acids.
UGAUCACAAUAGAGAACAGCUCAUUUCCUCGUUACCACUACUCAACUGCUGUCACUGCUUAACUUUUGACAAAUUUUGUUCACUAUGGUCGGACCCUAAGAAAGGGCGGAAAGGAAGUCACUAGUUGUACUAUGAGAGUGUUUACAAUUAUGAGGAAAAUGAGCGUGGCCAUAUUUUUAAAACAAAAUAUGAAGAUUUUUUCAACGACAGCGUUUUCUUUGAAAUGGAAAAUUUUGUUGUAAGAGUGGCAACAUUCAUCACCUUAAAACACAGAUUUUAAGUUGUAUAUUUAGUCCGGCAACCUUGAAAAACAUAUGACAGAAAUUUAAUAUUUAAAACAAGUGUGGCAAUACUGGCCCUACACGUGUUUAAUAAAUACAGUGUUACUGAAAAACUAAAUUCGUGAAAACAAUUGUAUUUAUCAAUAAAAAAUAAAGAGGAAAUGUCGUUUAAUAGAGGAGGACGUGGCGGAGGCUUUCGUGGGAAUCGUGGAGGAAAUCGCGGUGGCGGUGGACGAGGCGGAGGCGGUGGUAAUCGCUUCGGGGGCCGCGGAUUCGACCAAGGACCACCUGAUCGCGUUAUACCUCUAGGUUCUUACAGUUAUUCAUGUGAAGAUGAUCUCGUUUGUAAAGUGGAAAUUGAGGAUGUUCCUUAUUUCAAUGCCCCGAUAUAUUUGGAAAAUAAAGAACAAAUUGGGAAGAUUGAUGAAAUAUUUGGAACCAUACGUGAUUAUUCCGUGACUGUCAAAUUAUCCGAAAAUUUGAACGCAAAAAGCUUUAAAAGUCAUCAAAAACUGUUCAUAGAUCCGGCAAAGUUGUUACCCAUCUCGAGAUUUUUGCCUAAGCCACCACAAAAAAAGGGUAGUAAGAAAAAUAGUCUGAAUGGUGGUGCAGGUGGUCGUGGUGGUGGGUUUGGUCGCGGAGGAGGAGGCUUCCGUGGCGGAAACAGCGGGGGCGGUGGGGGCUUCAAACGAGGAGGAGGCGGUGGACGAGGUGGAGGUUUUGGACGAGGUGGCGGCGGUGGUCGAGGCGGAGGUGGUGGCGGUGGCGGUGGUAGAGGUCGAGGCGGUGGACGAGGUCGCUGGUAGUACGAAUAUUUCACUCUAUAUUUGGAAAUCGUAUUAUCUGUACAAUUUAGAUUAUAAAAAUAAUAUUUUAUAUGAAAA